CGUGCCGCGGCGCCGCGGCGCGGCCCUCCCCCCUCUGGACGGCCCCGCCGGGCGGGCAGCCCGGACAGCCGCUGUCUCGUGCCCUUUUUCCUUCCGCGGGAUCUCCAGGGCGCCUGCCGGGCGGGCGGGCUCCGGGGGCCAUGACCGGGGCCGCCGACGCGCGGGACGCCGGGGCGUGCAGCCCCCCGCGGCGCGACGGCGCGCCGUCGGCGGUGUCCACGGGCGACCAGAGUGCCGCCACCGCCGCCCAGGCGGACGCGUGGCGCGCCAAGCUGGCCGAGGAACUCGGUGAGUGGAGCUGGCCAGAGCGCUGCCUUGGCAGGGGUUACUGCAUCGAGGUCCUCGUCACAGAGGACGGCUCCACCGACGCCGCGCAGGGCAGGUGGGUGGACGCCGUUCCCCAGCAGAGGGUGGUCGACGAGGCGGGCAGGGACGCUUACCUCUGCGCGGAGUACGAGUGGGACUCGGACCCGACACCUACCGGGAGGACUUCGGGCCCGAGAGAGUCCGACCCGCGGGGUCCCUGUACUCCGUCUACGAGCAGCUGCGGCGGCAGCGCGCGCGAGAACGAGGCCGGGCGAAGCCGAAGCCGCGGCCCAAGCCCGUGGUUGCGCCCGACAAGCUGCUGCCGCAGGAGGCCACGUGCGGGCUCGCGCUGGUGGCUGGAACUUGUGGCCGCCGCGGCGCCUCGCUGGGGAGAGCGCGGCCGCUGCGAGGCCUCGCCGGGGGCUUCGCAGAGAGAGCGGUCGAAUUCAGGGGACUCGAGCUGCGAGGGCGGGCGGCACGGGCAGCGAGCCGAUCCGGCUCGCCUCGCACCGGCCCGAGCACUGCACCGGCGGGCACCGGCCGGCAGCCUGCCCGAUCGCUCGGUCUCGGCCCCCGGGUGCGAGGGGCAAGGGCUCCCUCGAGGGCGCGAAGUUAUUCGCGCUUCGCGCUUCGCGGUCCUCGUUCCUUCUCCCCCU
Messenger RNA from Prorocentrum cordatum, 962 nucleotides. Lineage: Eukaryota; Dinophyceae; Prorocentrales; Prorocentraceae. The record is from the annotation of a GenBank genome assembly.